AGUGAUACUUAGAGUAUUAGAGCGAUGCUUUUAUGUCCCAAAUACUAGCAUAAGCCAGGUUCUGUCUUCCAAGCCCAGGCCACUAAUAGCACACAUACACAUCGUUACCCAGUUGUUUAAGUUUUAUUAAACCACCCUGGUCAAAGGAGAAACAAAAUUAUUUCCCCUUUAAGAAGCUGCUCUUUGCACAGAACAGCUGGGAGGUUUUUUCAGGAGGGGUAUAAAAUUAGUCAGUGGAAACACUAGUAAGAUGGUGUUUUUGCUUGUGGUUAGUUAGUUGGUUUGGGGGUUUUUUGGGCCAUGAGGGAGUGCAUUUCAAUCCAUAUUGGCCAGGCUGGAGUCCAGAUGGGCAACGCCUGCUGGGAAUUAUAUUGUCUAGAACAUGGGCUCCAACCAAAUGGUAUCAUUUCGGAAACAGCUGAACAAACUGACUCUUCUUUUGGGACCUUCUUCAGUGAAACUGGAGCUGGGAAGUAUGUGCCCAGGGCAGUGUUCAUAGACCUGGAACCCACGGUCAUAGGUGAGAUCAGAACUGGCACCUAUCGCUCCUUGUUCCAUCCAGAGCAGCUCAUCACCGGAAAGGAGGAUGCAGCCAACAACUAUGCUCGGGGUCACUACACUGUUGGAAAGCAAAUAAUAGAUGUGGUCCUAGACAAGACGCGUAAGCUAACUGACCAGUGCAGUGGCCUGCAAGGAUUCCUGGUCUUCCACAGCUUCGGAGGAGGCACGGGGUCUGGAUUCACUUCACUUUUGAUGCAGAACCUCUCUGUAGACUAUGGGAAGAAGUCCAAGCUGGAGUUCUCGGUGUACCCAGCCCCAGGGAUUUCGACGGCAGUGGUGGAGCCCUACAACUCCAUCCUGACCACCCACACCACGCUGGAGCACUCGGACUGCUCGUUCAUGGUGGACAACGAAGCCAUCUACGACAUCUGCAACCGGAACCUGAAUAUCGAGCGUCCCACCUACACCAACCUGAACAGGCUGAUAGGGCAGAUCGUGUCGUCCAUCACCGCUUCCCUGCGGUUUGAUGGGGCCUUGAACGUCGACCUUACAGAAUUCCAGACUAACUUGGUGCCCUACCCCAGGAUACACUUCCCCCUCACCACCUACGCACCCAUCAUCUCAGCGGAGAAGGCCUACCACGAGCAGCUGUCAGUGCCCGAGAUCACCAACGCUUGCUUUGAGUUUGCCAACCAGAUGGUGAAAUGCGACCCUCGCCGAGGCAAGUACAUGGCUUGCUGCCUGCUGUACCGGGGGGACGUGGUGCCCAAGGAUGUGAAUGCCACUAUUGCAGCCAUCAAAACCAGGAAGUCAAUCCAGUUUGUGGACUGGUGCCCAACUGGGUUUAAGGUGGGCAUCAACUACCAGCCCCCCACUAUGGUACCUGGGGGAGACCUGGCCAAAGUGCAGCGGGCAGUCUGCAUGCUGAGCAACACCACGGCCAUUGCCGAGGCGUGGGCCCGGCUAGAUCACAAGUUUGACCUGAUGUAUGCAAAGCGGGCCUUCGUGCACUGGUAUGUUGGGGAGGGGAUGGAGGAGGGUGAGUUCUCUGAAGCCAGGGAGGACAUGGCCGCUUUGGAGAAGGAUUAUGAAGAGGUUGGUCGGGAUUCUCUAGAGGAGUAUGAGGAAGAGGAUGAAUUUUGAACAACGCUCCUUCUAGGUAUAGAAACAUGGGUAGAGAUCUACAAGGCAAGGCUGUCACCCCCAGGGCCUAAGCAGCACUAAACAAUAGGCCUGUUAUGGUCAGCGUGAAACGAAAUCGUGUAUAGAGUCUCGUGUUGGGUUCAGAGACUUACUGUCUCGAGUGUUUAAUGUUACAAAUAAAACUUUGAAUAGC
Molecule: messenger RNA, 1837 nt
Organism: Alligator mississippiensis (American alligator)
Lineage: Eukaryota; Metazoa; Chordata; Crocodylia; Alligatoridae
Product: tubulin alpha-3 chain
Exons: 4
Coding region: 301-1644 (447 amino acids)
Biological process (GO): mitotic cell cycle; microtubule cytoskeleton organization
Cellular component (GO): microtubule; cytoplasm
Molecular function (GO): GTP binding; structural constituent of cytoskeleton
Source: RefSeq, a predicted model, not a curated record